GAAAGUGCACUGCGCGUUCUCGUCGACCUCAGCCCGUUUCAAAGAAUUCGCCGAAAGCGCCCGAAAAGAGCUUGGAAUUCUCCCGAGUGGAGCGUCGCCUGCUCCCAGCGAUAGGCGGCAAGCGCGGAGCGGUGGAUCGCGGGACGCGGGGGCCAGCACCACACGUGAGAGAAACGACGAGCCGCCAAGGCGUCCUCGCAUCGACCAGAAAAAUGCUGUUCCGCCGAGAAGGAAAGUAGUCGCCUCUGCGUACUUGAGCACUGCAGCGUGUCAAGUUGGUGCCCAGGAAGAUCAUGUAUUAAACCUCGAAGGCCCUUACGGGCAUUACACAACCUGGGGGUACCUGCUGCAAAAAACAUGAUAUAAAGGAACAAACAGAAUGUCUUACAACUACAUCGGCGCAAAUCGUGCAAAUCCGUCCGUAAACCUCCCAAACCCGUUGUACCGGUAACCGUACGGACUUGGCAAAUUUCUGGGUUCCAAUGCUCUGGGAGUCAUCCAUUUGAUUGCUUCACUUUGUCUUAUUGGGAAUCUGAGGCACAAUCGUGUUCCACAACCACAUCUGUGGAAGAACUCGUAGUUGGGCUAGUUGCUGAACGCCGACGGGCGACGAGCAGCACCCCGAGAUGUUUGCAACCGAAACAUUAUCGCAAUCGUGCACCUUUUUUUUUUUUUUUUAAUUAUUUUAAUCGUUUGAAGAUUCCAUAAGGUUUCCGUCUCUUUCCCCAGCUACUGCCGUCACGUUUUGUCGCUCAUGCUGGCGAAGGUUGUCGCAUUUCAGGCCAAGAAACACGCAUUUCAAACGCGGUUUCUAAGAAUCUUCGCGGUUUAUUGAAUAUCACAAGAUUGGGCAGGUAGAUUUUCUUUUCGUGACCGCUCUAACGAAAAAGAAAGAGAAAAGGGUUUGGAGAUAUCGGCGUCCCUCUUGGACGGUAUCCUCGGUUGUGGAGGGGAGCCCGAAUGUCCGAGCGGGGGGCGGGAGCCGCGGUCGUCGCAGGAAUGCCGUCACGGCUGGCCUGCCGGCGUCGUCCACGGGUCAGCGGACCGGCCACUUCCUCGGAGCGCGGGGCGCCCCCUCGGCGCCGCGCCAAGAACCGGCAGAAGCGGUCCGCUCGCCGGGCGACGCGGCCAUGAGUCCGCUGUUCGCCUGCACGGGCAACCUGUCUCGACGGGACGCGGUGCCGUCCGUGCCGGGCCUGGUGCAGCUGCUGAGGCUCUUUCGGCGCCGACGGGACACGGUGCGCCACGGGCUGGGGACCGGGUGCGACGACGCCCUGCCCUCGUACGCCCGCUGCCAACGCCCGGACUCGGACCUGUCCCAGUGGAGUGUCCCUUCGUCGGCAAGAGGCCCGCCCAACCCAUCCCCGGGUCCGCCCCGUCGCGCGAGUCCCUGGGACGCCCUGCGCGCCCAGCAGCAGCAGCAGCAACGGCGGCAGCCGCAGGAGCCGCAGCCGCGUCAGCAAUGGCAACGCAGGGCCCCUCCGAAGCCCGAGCAGCUGCGGUCGCAGUGCUCGCAGUUCAAGGCCCGGGCCCGGAGGCUGCCCACACCCCUGCUCAUGGACUCUCUGAAGCGCUGCGCCCGGCGCCUGUACGCGCGCACCCGACUGCGUGCGCCUUCGCUGGCCUCGGACAACACGUGGGCGAGCAGCGCCAGUCGCCGGAGACGGCGUCGGAGGACCAAAAAGCCGCCCGCGCUUCGCCUGGACGGCAAGGCGGUGCUGCUGGGCGCGCCGCCGGCGCUGCCUCGGCCGGGCCGCAAGCCCGAGGUGACGGCCCGGCUCUGGCUCAAGUUCUUCGAGCUCCAGCGCGACGCCCGGCGCAAGGGGCUGCGCAACGAGCGCCUGCUGGACAACUUCAGGGACGACCUGAAGACCGAGCACAUGUGGAGCCUGGCGAAGCAGCGGGCCUCGGUGCUGUGGCUGGUGUCGAAGGCGCACAACAACCGGGUGCCCCCCGAGCUGCGGGACCCGUUCUACCGGGACCACGAGGACCAGGAGCGGCUGAAGCCCCAGAUCGGCCAGGGGCUGGCCAGUGCGGAGCUGUACUGCCUGGCCCUGGCCAACAUCUAUGCGGACCCCAACUACCACAGCCUGAGCCACCAGGGGGUGGUGGGGGCCCUGCAGCGCAAGGGGGUCGACCUCGAGCCCCCCGAGGACCGCACCCCGCUCACCGAGACGGUGCUGGCCCAGACGGCGCCCCUGCGCAUGAGCGCCCACAUGGCCGUCAUCGGGGGCAUCAUGGACCUCUACGUCAAGGAGGUGCUCAUCCCCAUCAAGGUCUUCGAGGUCGUCAGGCGCUUUGCGGCGGUGGGCUACCCGGAGGAGGUGCCCGUGGACGCGGAGGACGCUGCCCUGCUGUGGCUCAACAAGUGCUCGGUGAAGAUGCGGCACCGCAUCGAAGACCAGCUGGGCACCUGCCGCUCGGAGGACGGCAGGCACCAGGGGCGCCCCCUGGUGCCGCACAUCCCCGUGGUGCAGGACCUGGGGGAGCUGAGUGACGGCUGUGCCCUGGCCUCCCUGCUGAGCUUCUACUGCCCGUCCUUCCUGCCCUGGGAGGACCUGUGCCUGAACGAGCCCAUGAGCCUGGCCGACUCGCUGUACAACCUGCAGCUGGCCCAGCGCUUCUGCGACCAGCACCUGCCCCACGACGUGUGCUUCCUGUCGGUGGAGGACGUGCUCUUUGUGCACCCCUCGGUGCGCCAGAACCUGCUGGCCCUGCUGGCCGACCUCAUGUACCUCUUUGAGAUCCGGCCGGCCAAGUGCGUGCGCCGCCCGGGGCUCCGCCACGACCAGGAGACCCCCAGCCCCCAGCACUGCCUCCAGGUGGCCCGCCACAACGGGGAAUCCCUGCGCAAGGCCCGGGCCCUGCAGAACUCGUGCAGCCACAUCCCGGACCUGCUGUGUGCCACCGGCGAGCCCCACACCGAGCAGCACAACGGUGCCUGGCCGGAACAUCCCCAGGGAGGACCGAAGAAUGACGGCGGCACGUCGAGGGGCCAGCGCUCCCUGCUGGCCAGGGACGAACGAGACUCGGACCCCCUGAGCUCCUCCCCCAAGUCCAGGAGCCGGUCGGACGAGGAGGAGGAGCGUGCGGGGCGCCCCUCUCUGCGGCGACGGUCGAGCGUGGGCCCCGAACCGCUGCAGCCGGCCCGGCUGCGGGAGGCCAAGGAGCGCCAGAACCGGGAGCCCAAGCACACGGAGCGUGGAGAGGACGCCCCGUCUACGAAGGAGCGUCCGCCGGAGCUCCCUCCCCAGGAGCCGGGACUGCGCCGCAGCGCCUCUCGGUCGGAGCUGUCCUCGCGGGGCUCCCCGCUGCGCCGGAACCCCUCGGGCACGGACCUGUUCCGGCCCUCGCUGAGCCGGAGCGCCUCGCAGACGGACGUGCGGGGCAGCCCCCCCCGGCGCAAGACCCUGGAGAGCUACUACGACCAGCUGGGGGGGGCCGAGUCCCUGCAGCGCACGGCGGGCUACCCGCUGCGCAAGGAGUCCUCCCUGUCGCACGUGUACAACUUCUCCGGGGAGAAGGCGGCCCUGGAGAUGAGCGACCCUUUUGAGACGGACAUGUUCGCCCAGCAGCGGGAGAAGCGCACCACCAGCUUUGCCCAGCUGUCCCGGGCCAAGGAGGAGCCGGGCAUCCACAUUGUCUACUCCCGGGAGGCCCCCCGGGGAGCCCCCGAGCGGUCCGAGGAGGGGCCCCUGGCGGCCCGGCUGGGGGCGGUGCGCCUCAAGCUGGAGGAGCGCCGCUCCAAGAUCGAGCGGGAGAAGCGGCGCCUGGAGGAGCGGGUCAAGCGGCAGCGCCAGCAGGCCGGCCAGGCGGCCUUUCUGCAGGCCGUGGGACGGGCCGAAGCCCGCCGGGCACCCUCGCCCCCGCGGGAGACCGCCCCGUUGGGCGACGCAGAGGCGGACGUGGACGCGGUGCGCCGCAAGUGGCUGGGCCGCAACGGCAGCGCCUCGGACGAGUCGUCGCCCCGCUCGGAGGAGCUGGACCUGGAAGGCUGCGUGUCCACCGUGGAGCGGCUGGAUUCGAGCCUGACGGACCUGGAGGCCGACAUUGGACGCAUCGAGCGCCAGCAGCGUGCCAUCCGGGACCUGGUGCACGGGGCGCCCCCGGCCCCGGCCCGCUUCUUCCUGCACGAGGCGCAGCCUGAAAGCCUGCCGCCCCCGGACCCCCGUGCCGGGGACGCGGCCCCGCCCCUGUCGCUGCCCCCCCAGCUUGCCCCGGCCUUCCAGUUCCAGCCGGCCAGGCGCCAGUGGGGGCAAUUCCAGCCGGAGCAGCACUGGGGGCCCCCCGUGGUGGCCCUGGCGGAGCAGCCCCACUCCCGACCUCAGUGGGGGCCCUCCGUGGCCCCCUUUGGGGACUACCUGCUGUACCCAGCGGAUUCCGGCACCUUCCAGGUAUCCCAGCAGCCCCCGGCGUACCCGCGGCAGAACGGGGCCGACCAGCGGGGCCCCUACCCGAGCUUCCCGGCGGACCCGUACCCGUGCCCGCCGUUUGGGGUGGCCCCCCCUCCCUUCCUGGCGCCCCCCGAAGUGCCCCCGGCCCCCCCGGCUCCCCCCGUGGAGCCCCCCGAGAGGCAGGAGCCCCCCCCGAGGCAGGAGCCCCCCCCGAGGCAGGAGCCCCCCCCGAGGCCGGAGCCCCCCAGGGAGGGCCCCAGGCGUGCCUUUGGCCAGACGUACCGGGUGAGCCGGCCCAAGGGGGGCGAGGAAGUGCCCCGUGGGGAGGCGGGCUUCUUUGUCUGCCUGGACGACCAGCAGCCCCGCAAGCCCAAGCCCCGGCUGAGGCCUCGCAUCGCGGCCCAGGACCCGGAGGCGCCCAGGGAGAACCCCCCCGACGGUGCGGAGGGGAGCCUGGAGCCCAAGACCGGAGCGGCCGCCCUGGGCUUCGUCAUUGGGGCCGACCUGGUCAACCCGGACCCGGAGGCCGAGACGGAGAUGCAGCGGCGCAAGGAGCUGAUAAUGAUGGUGUCCCUGCGCCGGCGGGAGGAGCAGGAGGCCAGCCGCCUGGCCAAGGAGCAGCGCAACGCCCUCAAGCGCAUGCAGGAACAGCUCAAGCGGGAGGAGCAGGAGCGCAAGCGGGAGGAGGAGCGGCAGCGGCGCCAGCAGAUCCUGGAGCAGUACCGGCAGCGCAAGGCCCGGGAGGAGGCGGAGGGGGCCGAGGCGGGCUCGUCCCCGCGGGCGGGGGGCACCCUCACCCGUCCCUCCAAGCCCCGCUCGUCCUCCCGGCCCAGGCCCAAGUCGGUCCACCUGGGGGCCACCGCUCCGGGCCUCCGGGGCUCCCAGGCCAGCCUGGACGAGUCCGGCCGCGGGGACGAGAGCCGCCGAGCGCCCAGUCCCCCGUGCGGGGACGCGUCCUGGCAGCGGGGGGGAAGCGACGCCUCGGAGACGGCCUCUGCGGGCAGCGGGUCGCUGCAGCUCCUGCUGCCCCUGGGCGACUACACGGGGCCCAAGCUGUUUGUCAAGCCCGCCGCCAAGUCCAACCGGGGCAUUGUCCUCAACGCCCUCAACACGGUGCUGGCGGGCCAGGUGAACGCGGACACCAAGCGCCGGGUGCUGGAGGAGAUGGGCGUCUCGGACAGCAAGCACUUCCUGAUCCUGUUUCGGGACGCGGGCUGCCAGUUCCGGGGCCUCUACUCGUACCAGCCGGAGCGGGAGGAGGUGGGGCGUCUGUUUGGGGUGGGGCCCCGCACGGUGACGGCCCCCAUGAUGGACCUCUUCUUCAAGUACAACUCGGGGGCCAAGAGCUUCAGCCGCAUCCACACCAAGCACCUGACGGUCACCAUCGACGCCUUCACCAUCCACAACAGCCUGUGGGCGGCCAAGAGGGCCCCCCGCAAGGACUCGUGAUGGCGCCCCGGGCGGGCUCGGCGGGCCGAGCUCCCCCCCCGCGCGUUUCGGGGCCCCGGGCUGUACAUAGUGGACGCAGUUCCUCGUGGGCCGUUUGGGGGGUGGCGCCCCCCUGUUGUUGACCUGACUUACUAACGGGCUGUGGGGGCCUCCCGGGUGCCUCGCAUGUGAUACGGCUUGCCAAAUGUAUAGUUUCUAGCGGCCCCGCACGAGGGCAGACCGACGCCCGAGGUUUCUCUCCCAGGUUUUUAAAUGGUUAACAGUUCUAAUUACGGUCCUUUUGCUGAGCUUCCAUAACAUCCGUUACGGUGCUGAACAAUAAAUGCUGCUUCUCUUUUU
Molecule: messenger RNA, 6182 nt
Organism: Ixodes scapularis (black-legged tick)
Lineage: Eukaryota; Metazoa; Arthropoda; Arachnida; Ixodida; Ixodidae
Product: patronin
Exons: 14
Coding region: 1131-5843 (1570 amino acids)
Biological process (GO): cytoplasmic microtubule organization; neuron projection development; negative regulation of microtubule depolymerization
Cellular component (GO): microtubule minus-end
Molecular function (GO): spectrin binding; calmodulin binding; microtubule minus-end binding
Source: RefSeq, a predicted model, not a curated record